CAGAGGGAAAGAACCACUCUUGAUUUUUGUGAGAAGCGCGAAAGAACCAUUUCACAUCCAUUGCUUCUAUUAAUUUCUAUACAUGCACAUGAGGGCAUUCCACGACUUUAAAAACCCCCCCAUACACAACUUGAAGUGCACCAAUUCUUCGUCCAAAAAAAGAAGUGCACCAAUUCAAUUUCAUCCUCACCUUCACACUAGCAACUAGUGCCUCAAAAAAUUAUCAAUGUCUCCUCUUGUUUCACUCUUCCUCCUACACAUAGUAACCGCGUCCGCCACCCAACUACACCCCGGUUAUUACUUGGGAACGUGCCCAAAAGCCGAAAUCAUAGUCCGAGAUGUCAUGAAGAAGGCUUUCACCAGAGAUCCCCGGAGUCUUGCUUCAAUCAUGCGCUUCCAAUUCCAUGAUUGCUUUGUUAAUGGUUGUGACGCUUCUUUGUUACUUGAUGACACACCGACCAUGCUAGGAGAAAAACUCAGCCUCUCAAAUAUAAAUUCACUAAGAUCUUAUGAAGUUAUUGAUGAAGCCAAGGCAGCCUUGGAGAAGGCCUGUCCCGGAAUUGUUUCUUGCGCUGAUGUCAUAAUCAUGGCUUCUAGAGAUGCUGUUGCCCUGACUGGAGGACCAGAUUGGCAAGUGAAGUUAGGAAGAUUGGAUAGCUUGACAGCGAGCCAAGAAGCCUCAGACAAUGUCAUGCCAAGUCCAACAUCCAAUGCAACCUUCCUCAUAGACCUCUUUGGCAAAUUCGAUCUCUCUGUCAAAGACCUUGUUGCCCUUUCGGGCUCACACUCCAUUGGCAAAGCUCGGUGCUUCUCCGUCAUGUCUCGGUUGUACAACCAAUCCGGCACGGGCCGGGCAGACCCUGCCUUUGAACCGAAGUUUAGAGAAAAGCUAAACAAGCUUUGUCCCUUAGAUGUGGACCAAAACGUUACCGUAGGACUUGAUGCGUCACCUGUUGUGUUUGAUAACCAGUACUUCAAGGACUUGGUUUCAGGGAGAGGGUUUCUGAAUUCGGAUCAAACACUUUAUACAUUUCCACAGACUAGAGGACUUGUGAAGCAGUUCAGCAUUAACCAAGGAGUAUUUUUCAAGGCCUUUGUGGAGGGAAUGUUAAAGAUGGGUGACUUGAAGGUGGAUCAGCCUGGGGAGGUGAGAAAGAAUUGCAGGGUGGUUAAUUAUUAGUCAUCUCCCCAACAUUGUCACAUAAUUGGUCUAAUUUGUAAGGAGUUUGUAGCUCAAGUCCUUAAAAACAUUUACUCCAUGUCUCGAUUCCACACUCCCCCAUUAUCCCUUAUAUAUAAUAAUAAAAAAUAUGGUCCAAUUCGGUUGGAAUAUAUGAAAAUGGUUAUUAUUAUUGUACUUUUUAGAAUGAGUAUGUUGAU
Messenger RNA from Prunus persica (peach), 1380 nucleotides. RefSeq names its product peroxidase 17. Gene Ontology annotation, biological process: response to oxidative stress; hydrogen peroxide catabolic process. Lineage: Eukaryota; Viridiplantae; Streptophyta; Magnoliopsida; Rosales; Rosaceae. The record is from RefSeq and is a predicted model, not a curated record. The coding region runs from base 227 to 1180 and encodes 317 amino acids. Gene Ontology annotation, molecular function: peroxidase activity; heme binding. The transcript is spliced from 3 exons.